Molecule: messenger RNA, 1569 nt
Organism: Callorhinus ursinus (northern fur seal)
Lineage: Eukaryota; Metazoa; Chordata; Mammalia; Carnivora; Otariidae
Source: RefSeq, a predicted model, not a curated record
UCCCAGAAUGCCACGGUGCAGGCUCUUCGGCGGAUGCAGUCUGGAGCUCCCGGUACUGCAGGUUCGGCUGCUGGGCGACCCUGGACCCUCUGCGCUCAUGGCUUCCCCAAGCAAGGCAGUUAUUGUUCCCGGGAACGGAGGCGGGGACGUGGCCACGCACGGCUGGUACGGCUGGGUCAAGAAGGGGCUGGAGCAGAUACCUGGUUUCCAGUGUUUGGCUAAAAACAUGCCUGACCCAAUUACAGCUCGAGAGAGCAUCUGGCUGCCCUUCAUGGAGACGGAGCUGCACUGUGAUGAGAAGACUGUCAUCAUAGGCCACAGUUCUGGGGCCAUUGCAGCCAUGAGGUAUGCAGAAACACACCAAGUAUAUGCUAUUGUGUUAGUGUCUGCAUACACCUCCGACUUGGGGGAUGAAAAUGAGCGGGCCAGUGGAUACUUCAACCGUCCCUGGCAGUGGGAGAAGAUCAAAGCCAACUGCCCUCACAUUGUGCAGUUUGGCUCCACUGAUGAUCCUUUCCUUCCCUGGAAGGAACAACAAGAAGUGGCUGAUAGGUUGGAAGCCAAAUUGUACAAAUUCAGUGACCGUGGCCACUUUCAGAACACGGAGUUUCAUGAACUGAUUAGUGUGGUAAAGUCUAUGCUGAAAGUGCCAGCAUAGACAGGAUGGGAUUUCUGCUAUUUUGCAUUCCGGUGUAGGGGUAGAGCAAUUAUCAGGUUAUUAAUAAAAAUUAUCUGUGAUCAGAUUAGUGGACACAUAAAACAGGUCAAAUUACGUUCUGAAAAAAACGCAAGUUCAAUGUUCAAACUAAGUUACAAACAGCAUUUUCAUCUUCCAGAGGAUCUAUAUCUCGCAAACUGCUAUGAACUAAAGCAGUAUUUUUCCCAUUUGAGUCAGGACAUAAGGACAGCUUAAUUACCUUUAUCUGUCCAAAGUGAAUAAGCAGAAAUGGAACCCAGGUUUCCUGAUUCCCAGUCCAGAUUAAAAUGAAGUAGAUUCGUGUAUGUUUUAAGAGUGCUACUCCUCUUUGAAAUGAACCUUUUGUUAUUUGGGGGGUAAGAAAACACGACUAAAGGCCCAGAGUGCUGGCUUAGAGCUCAAACCACUAGCUAUUUUGAGCUGGCCCAGGACAUUAAACCUAGACUAGGGCCUCCCCAUCUUUGACACCCUGCCCUGGUCCUUCAUGGAUCUGAGUCAGGGGUCAGCCAGGUCAAACAGGGACCAUAAGCCCAGCCUGGGCAUAUAUACAUGAGCAUAGCCAACCAGAUCUGUGCUAGACCAGAGUGGUGGGGAUUAGGGCAACAUGGGGAACUCAUAUCCUGUCUAAAUUGUUGCCAUGUGGGAAGGGGGCAGGGUGUUGCCAAUUUUCUGAUUUUUUCAAGGAAAAAAAUUUUAUGCAGUGGUUUUUAUAUUUAGGGACUCUAUAUAUGUUUGUAUACACAGUUCAUAUGUAUAUGAGUUGUGUCCAAUACAUGUACAUAUGGAUAAGUUGGCAACGACAGUUAAAUAAAAAAUUUACAAACACUGCAAGACACACAAAGUCCAAGCCACCCAUUUGUGACCUCUGCCAU